AUGAGCGAGAAGGGACCGCCGAUGACAAUCCAGCGCCCGGCGGCCCACGCGCCAGACUAUGUGGCAUACUGCAGCCUUGUGCUAGUCGACAAGUACGGCGAGCAGACCAAGGCGCCGUCCAAGGAGCUGCUUCUCGCGUCCACGGAGGCGUACGUCGAGUACUCGCGCGACGGCCGCGUCGUCAAGGCUAGCAUCGCACGAAAGAGGUGCGAGGACGCUCCCUAGAUUAGGCAUAGAGCAGCUCGGGCCAGACAGCCAGAUGCACUUGUGAAGAACGGAAUCCAACGUCGUCGGCUCGGUUGACGCAGCCGACGUAGCAUUAUCCAAGCCAUUGGCCCAAGCUUGCCUCUCGGUGCUCUACUGGCACGCAGGCAUAUACGAAGACUACCUCAUCUACCAUCACGAUGGCAGUCGACGAUCGUCAGUUGCGGAGUCGUCUUUGGAAGAUUCGACAAGCCAAAGUGCAAAGUGGAAAUAAAAAUGCUUUCGCUAUAUGAACCAUAUCCUA
Messenger RNA from Saprolegnia diclina VS20, 508 nucleotides. RefSeq lists its product as hypothetical. The transcript has 2 exons. The record is from RefSeq and is a predicted model, not a curated record. Bases 1 to 225 code for a protein of 74 amino acids. NCBI's taxonomy places the organism in Eukaryota, Oomycota, Saprolegniomycetes, Saprolegniales, Saprolegniaceae.